Anopheles merus is the source of this 6462-nucleotide messenger RNA. RefSeq names its product transcription factor AP-2-epsilon (gene TfAP-2). NCBI's taxonomy places the organism in Eukaryota, Metazoa, Arthropoda, Insecta, Diptera, Culicidae. The record is from RefSeq and is a predicted model, not a curated record. Gene Ontology annotation, cellular component: nucleus. Gene Ontology annotation, molecular function: DNA-binding transcription factor activity, RNA polymerase II-specific; RNA polymerase II transcription regulatory region sequence-specific DNA binding. The transcript has 10 exons. Bases 2395 to 3819 code for a protein of 474 amino acids. Gene Ontology annotation, biological process: anatomical structure development; regulation of cell population proliferation; regulation of transcription by RNA polymerase II.
UGAGCGCACACUUUCAAUCGAUCGAUUGCGCAGAGCAUUCGUGCUGCGCUUGCUGUUUCCGCGGGUUCGCGUGAGUUUUUUUGUGCUGUUGUUGAUGUUGUUGCUCGGUUCUUCCCUGAAGGAGAAGUUGGUCCUAGGCGCGCUGCUGCUGCAUCUUCAUCACAAAACACACACCACCACCACUGCUGCUCUGUGCGUGUGUUUGGUUUCGGUCGCGGUGUGUGUUGUGCUGUGCGUUUGGCAGUUGACAGGGCCGGACACGGCGGACAGUUCGAAUUGCGCCCUCCGUACGGACAAACGGAGCCACCGAAACGUGCAAACCCCAGGACAUACAAGCGUGGCAGUGCGUAGUGGUCGUACGAGCCGGGACUGCCUGCUUCUAAGGAAGCGGUUUGUGGUGUGUAGUAUAGACGUUGCGUUGGGCGUACUGCCCGGUAUACUAGUUCGAGUUCGAGUUUAUGUUUGUGCCAAAUUCUGAGAAAUUAAGCGUGCUUACCCUUUGGCGAGGAUACUACGCAUUUGUAAGACGCAUUCCUGAAGUAGACUACGGAAAAGCCCACUUUUAGAACGCAAUCCAAGAAAGGCAAAACCAAACCACGUUAAAAGGAUAACCAAAAACCAAACCAAACUGGACAUAGAGAGGCAAAUUCUCUUCGUGAUAAUCUCUUGCCGAAGAUCUCGCUCUCUGUUAGUUGAGCUCAUUUUCUAAGUGAACCAAUCUGCCGCGUGUUUGUGACCUGGAGAUCUACCGUAAAAGAGCGAAACCUCAACAUAGCGUGUGCAACUUGGCAGCCAUCAAGUUCCGUGUUCCAUCCAAAACGUCAAGUGUGUUGCUUAGUGACGGUGCACGCGAUCUGGUGUGUUUGCCAAAAGUUUCCUUCGUUUCGUCGCCUACUGCCAGUUCCUUCGCUUUGCUCCCGCUCCUCCAUCUCUAAGCACAACACCACCUACGCCAUCGGCGCCCAGUUUCAAGCUGCAAUACCUUAAGCGUGAUACUUUAAUGUGCCUUCUCUUCGAAUUGCUCUCGUUCGAAAUCUACCAAGAGCAGCACGUAAACUAACCUUCUAGAUAUCGUCUGAAUCUGUCAACACGGGCGCAAGCAUUUGACGUUGAAUUAGGCGGGCUGACAAGUGUUGUUUUGUGUUUCGUGAGUGAAUUCCCACAACCAAACUGAACAGGGCGGAGUAGUGUUUAAAACACACACACAAACACACCGAAUAAAGAAGCGAUUGCUGCAACGAUCAGUGAUUAAGAUGAGAUACUGUUUGAAACAACAGAAAAAAACCCUUUUGUAAGCCAAAAAACAAAGCACUACAUAUUCCUCGCCACCAUUCUCACGUGUUUGCUGUAAGUGUGUACGUGUGUCUCUGUUUGUGUGUGUGUGUGUAUGUUGGUUGUAUACUUGUGUACGUGUGUAUGAAGGGUUGCUUGCUCCCAUCAGGCAAGAGUGUGUAGCACGUUGUGUAACCUUCAGGUGUUUCUAAGGACUAUUGCGUGUGGGAUUUAUUCCGUUCGUCGUGUAUUAUCGUAGUGUGUGUUAGUGUGUUUUGUGUGAAAGAAACUAUUAAACUCAACGAAGAUCAGCAACGCACCCUUGGGCAGCCACUACGGAAGCCAGCAAAUCCUCUGCGACAUGAUUAUGGUAAGCCGGCAAUGAAAGCAUAACUCACGCACCUGACCUCUACCCCCGAGGACCCCAACCCAUCCCACCAGCCUCAACGAAAACCAUACCGUACCGCACGAACGCUUGAGUGACUCGUGCCGGCACGUAUCCUUCUGCGAAAACCCUUCAGCCCUCCAGCGCACUGCAACGCCCCGCCGAUCUGUUUUCCCCGGCGCGAAGCGGAAUCAAUACGAAACGAAACCAAAAGCGUGCGUACGCCACCGAAAAAAAAACCCGUACGCGGGGCAAAGGGUGCCGUAAAUCGUGACCGUGAGCGAGUCGAGAAACGGGGCAAGAAGAAGCAGGCAAAUUCAAACGAAACGAGCAAAGCGCCAAAACCCAAAAAACACACACAGCCCGCUCGUGUGCCAAGAGCUCGUCGAUAAUCACUGUAAUCGACGUGUGGAUUAAUGUGUCCAAAACGGGCAUAAAACACGUGCUUUCGGUUUCGCGUGACCUCGAACAAGUACGUUAGAGUAGGUAAUGAAAGUGUGAGCAAAACGCACAAUAAAUUCCACACUUACGGUACGAUUCGGUACGUUUUUGUGUUCUGUAUGGGAAAUUAAGCAACAAAAAAGCAAAAACCACGCAAAACAAAUUACCGAUAAGCUCGCCGGUUUGCUUAUUUGCUGCCGCUUCCUUCACAACAACGGCAGCAUAACAGCCGCCCGCCCGCAUAAACCGUUGCGCGGCCGUAACAGCCGCUCUUGGCUUGGCCGCCGCCCGGGAGCAUGACAUUUCGCUGCGUUCCUCCGUACGACGCUAGCGCACAAUGGACACUCACACCGUCCCUACAAUCACAGCUGGAGCGGCUCACUAGUCAUGGAGGCAUAGGGCUGUCGAGCGGAAGUCCUGCAUACUCGGCGCACACCGGCGGCCACACGGGGCGCAACGGCCCAGCGAGCGGACACAGCGGUAGCCACGGCGGUUCACACGGUCCCGGCCCGACCAUGCAUCACCAGACGCUCCAGUCCGACUUCCAGCCACCGUACUUCCCGCCACCGUUCCACCAUACCACCCAAAGCCCACCGCAGCAACAGAACCACGGUCUCGAUUAUUUAAGCACGGACCCGUACGGGCAGCCACUGUCCUCGCUACACCAUGCGCCCCUGCACCACUACAAUCAGCUGGCCGGGCUGAGACCGUCACAGGAGCAGCUCGGGCUACACCGAUCUCACCGCGAGUCCGAACUGCAGCAGCACGUGACGCAACUGUCGCACGGUUUCCCGUACUCGGACCGGCGCAGCGAUUACAGCGGCUCGAUCGGUUCCGGUGCCGGUGCAACCCGGCUCGGUGCCCACGAACACGAUCCGCUCGCACUGCACCAAGCGCUGCAGAGUGCCGUCGACGAUGGGCAGAAUCCGGUGAUAGACGAGAACGCGGGCUUUAUGAGUGAUCUGCCACUGCUGAAAAACUUCCCCAUCACCGACAUCAAAAAGGAUAGCAGCCAAAUCAAUCUCGGCUCGCCGAGCGACGUGUUCUGUUCCGUACCGGGGCGGCUCAGUCUGCUCUCGAGCACCUCCAAAUACAAAGUCACCGUCGCGGAAGUGCAGCGCCGACUAUCGCCACCCGAGUGUCUGAACGCGUCCCUGCUGGGCGGUGUCCUGAGACGAGCGAAGAGUAAAAACGGCGGACGAUUGCUGAGGGAAAAGCUGGAAAAGAUUGGCCUGAACCUGCCGGCCGGUCGGCGUAAGGCGGCGAACGUUACCCUGCUAACGUCGCUGGUGGAAGGGGAGGCCAUCCAUCUGGCGCGUGACUUUGGGUACGUGUGCGAGACCGAGUUCCCGGCCCGGCAGGUGGCGGAGUACCUAUCGCGCCAGUACUCGGAACCGCAGGAGUCGUACCGAAGGAAGGAGCUGCUGCUCAACACCAAGCAGGUCACGAAGGAGCUGAUGGAUCUGCUGAACCAAGAUCGAUCGCCGCUCUGCAAUACCAGACCCCAGCACAUACUCGAUCCCUCGAUACAGCGACAUCUGACGCACUUUUCGCUGAUCUCACACGGUUUCGGUUCGCCGGCCAUCGUUGCGGCACUGACGGCAAUUCAGAACUAUCUGAACGAAUCGAUCAAACAUCUGGACAAGAUGUACCCGGGCAACGGUGGCAGCAUGGUGACCUCCUCGCUAGACAAGAACAAAAUGGAGAGCGACAAGAAAUGACAGUUAUAAAAUUAUCUCUUCACUAAAAUUGAUCGCUUCUAGGGGAUUGCGAUCGUUUAGUGCUUCAUCGGUAAAUGGUGUGGGGAGUGAUUUUUAAAAACAAUGAAUCAGGAUCAGGAUCAUGCAAAACGGUGUGCCAAGUGGAGGGAAUAAAAACGGUUAAAGAGAAUAUGAAAAGACAGGCAAAAGAAAAGGGAGAAGAAAAGUAUUUUUUUCUUUCUUCGUUGUACAGUAUUCAAGAUUCGAGAAGUAUUAAACAUCAAUUAAAACAAAACAACACAAAAAGCAAACAGCAAAACUCGAGUUGUCAUAAGAAUAGGCAAAAAGGGCUAAACAUAAGAUAAACAAAAAAAAACGUGAGAAGAGAAGUGAAAAAAAUACAAUUGUGAUUACAGCAAAUGUAGAAACAAAACAAACAAAAACACCGAACGAGCACUUCGGGUGAGCAACAGCGGCGAAAAGCGGGCUAUAUCACACAUGUAAAGAGGCGCUGCAGAGCGCACUGUAGGAUAAUGCGUUAAGUUAGCUAACUUUAAAGAGCAAACGGUCACUUCAGCGACAUGUGGUGUGUCGUGACCAAUGUCGAUUGGUAUUAUUUUUAGUUGUUUUGUUUUUUUUUUCUUCCUGUUCUGUUUAAGCAUACAAUUCUAUCCCACCCUCGGGCCCGGGAGUUCCUUGGUUCUAGGGUUAUCCCAUCCUGCUACGCGCAUAGGUAGUACGAGAGGUAUAAGCAGUAGUAGUAUAAGUACGAACGAGUAUUAUGAAUUACAGCGGAAAAUUAAAGGGGGGGAUUUUGUGUUUCCCUUCUGUCGCUCCAAUCCUGUCACUUUGCUUUCCGUUUAUUAUCGUUAAUAGUGCUUGAUCUUCCUUGUGAUAAAGGUAUUAUUAUUUAAAUGUGUAUCUUUAAUAGCUCAAAGACAGUGGUAUUUCGAUUCGUAUAUGGCGCGCCAAACCCCAAAACCAGGAACGAAGCGUUACGAGUACACUUAAUUCAGCCAAAAUGGAGGCACCGGAGGGAAACCAUUCCUUUUCCUGCACAAAAACGUAAGAUCAUGCAAGGACGCCCAUAAACUUUCUUUCUAGUUUUGUCAUCUUAGCUCCUUGGCUCCUAGGCUCUGAUCAUUGAUAAAAUCCACGUGCCAAAAUUAACCACUUUCGGUUCCUACUACACGUUACUCUCUUCACCCUCGGUACACUGGACACAGCUUCCACGACCUAGUUGAUCGCCAUCGUACAGAAAGAGAGAUCACAUACAAAAUUCUUGUGCCAAAAUUCUCCCUAACUGCCGAUUCCAUUUCGAUGCAACAGACGUGUAUAAACAUCGGGAGAGACUUUUUUUUUGGGACAGCAAAACAGCAGGUCACGUGCCAUCGCUACCGAAGCGUUCCUUCGUGGGGCGGGGAGCCUACGACCGAGGAUCGCAAUACACUUGCCAUACGAGAACCUUUGGGUCCGACACACGCAACUACCACCGCCCAAGCAUGCCAAAACCCAGGGGUUUGCUGCCCGCUCAUAUAUAUAGUAUAUCUUCCAGAUUCUUUCCCUGCGCCUCCCCACAUUUCUUAGAAACGACUUAGAUAAAUAAUCAACCAAGAAAUCACACACACAAAAACACACACAAACACACUCUCGCGCGCACUUGCAGGAAGAUGGCGGCGGUACCGGAAACUAGCCACCUUGUAGUAGCUGUACAUUUUAACAAAGCGAACCAUCAUAUCACACAACAGGAAGGGUUAGGUUCGGAGUAUCUGUGUGUGCGUGUGUGUGCGUGUGUGUGUGUAUUUAAUCCUGUACAAAGACAAAUUAGGAAUCAUAUAGUUUACUCUCACUAUAGCUCACUAGCUGAAAUUCGCUGACACAGAAACCAGCAACACCCGGUUCUCGGUCUGUACAGAAACAUAUAUAUAGCAGGAGAGAUUAUGUUUGUAAAGGGUUAGGGCAAACGGAUCCUACACCAAGUGGAUGUAGGAAGUUUGUAUCGGAACACGGAGAACCGAUCCAGAAAAAAAAACAGAUAUUAAAGCAAAUUCUGCGAAUCGUUUCAAAGCGUCAUCCACUCACAUUCAUUCCACUUUUAUGGCGUAUUCCUUUUUGAGUAAGAUAUUUAACGCGAUCGCAAAACCAAACAUCCUUGCACCUGCAUAUAUCAGUAAAUAUAAAAGCAUAUAUAUAUAUAUAAAAAGACACAAACAUACAUGCGAACAAGAAAACAAAAACAUACGAAAACUGACACUUUUUGCACAAUCCCGAACAUUCCGCACCAAUGGCGUCUAACGGUGGACAGGAUCCUUGUUAUGUGCGUGUGCGUGUGUGUGUAUGUGUGAAACGCAAGAGUUUAACGAAGAAAACGGAUCAAACCGCCAACAAUCUGAUACCAAAAUGGGUUGAAUUUUGUGUAGCAAAACAUAACAAAUAAACAAACAAAACAAAUGGGAAAAGGUCAAAUCGACAAAACAAAUCAUUAACAAAUAGUAAGGAUGAAGCAGAAAGUAAUUGCACACGCACACGCACAUACUAGUUACGCUGCAAGGAGCUAAGGGAGCGAACACGGUAAAAGAGAACAAAACAAAUGUUUACGAAGUACAUUUCUGAACUAUUGAAAAUUUAAAUUAAAUAAAAUAUAUAUUUUAAACUCACUCACAA